CGCGGGUGCCGAGGCCGGCCCUCCGGGGGUUUGUGGCGGUUGCGUCGCCAUGCCCGGCCGCCCUGACGACUACGAGGUGCUGCUCACCAUCGGCGCCGGGUCCUACGGCAGGUGCCGCAAGGUGCGCCGCAAGGCCGACGGCAAGAUCUUGGUAUGGAAGGAGCUUGACUACGGCUCAAUGACAGAGGCAGAGAAACAAAUGCUUGUUUCGGAAGUGAAUUUGCUUCGUGAGCUGAGACAUCCGAAUAUCGUCCGCUAUUACGACCGGAUCAUCGACAGAAGCAGCACCACCCUGUACAUCGUGAUGGAGUACUGUGAUGGUGGUGACCUGGCUAGCUUAAUUGCAAGGUGCACAAAAGAAAGGCAUUACUUGGAAGAAAGCUUUGUUCUCCGAGUAUUGACUCAAUUGACAUUGGCCUUGAAGGAAUGUCACAGACGGAGUGAUGGUGGAGUCACUGUGCAUCGUGACCUAAAACCAGCAAAUGUCUUUCUAGAUGGCAAGCAGAAUGUGAAACUUGGAGAUUUUGGACUGGCUAGAAUAUUGCACCAUGACACCAGCUUUGCCAAAACAUUCGUUGGAACUCCAUAUUAUAUGUCUCCAGAACAAAUGAACCACAUGUCAUACAAUGAAAAAUCUGACAUCUGGUCCCUAGGAUGUCUCCUGUAUGAACUAUGUGCUCUCUCGCCUCCAUUUAGAGCUUACAACCAAAAGGAGUUGGCAGAAAAGAUAAGGGAAGGGAAGUUCAGACGAAUACCAUAUCGUUACUCAGAGCAGUUGAAUGAACUUCUCAAAGAGAUGCUGAAUGUAAAGGAUUAUUGCCGACCUUCUGUUGAAGAUAUUCUGCAGCACCCCUUGAUAGCAGAUUUGGUGACAGAAGAACAAAGACAAAAUUCUGAUAAAAGAGGCCGGAGAUCAUGGGAGCCAGAAAGGCUGCAGCAUUCAGAUGCUGCAGUGAAUGAGCUGAAACGGAAGGAACAACAAUUACAGGAGCGAGAACAAGCCAUUAAAGACAGAGAGCAACGUUUGGAGCAGAGAGAACGGGAACUCUGUGUUCGAGAGAGACUGGCAGAGGACAAACUUGCUAGAGCUGAAAACCUGAUGAGGAACUACAAUCUCUACAAACAGCAGAGGACAUUAGCUUGUGCAGAUGGUCCAGAUAAUGCAUUCCUGCUCCCCUUUUCUACAAACAAAAAGAAAGUACACUUUGAUGGAAGUGAAGAGAAUGCUGUGCCUCCUGUUAAUUUGGAGAACUAUCCCCUUUCUAAAGGGAAAUGCUCUGAUCUCAAGAAACGUCUAUAUGCUGCAAAUCUACGGGCUCAAGCACUGUCUGAACUGGAAAAAAACUAUCAACUAAAGAGCAGACAAAUCUUGGGCAUGCGCUGAAACUGUAACAUGGAUGUUAAAAAUGAUUAAAUGUUUAGGAAGAUAUUUGUGCCUCCCUCUUUUAAGCUGGAACCUACUGAAAAUUUAUUUUAACCGUUGUUAGACAAACUCUUAGU
Haliaeetus leucocephalus (bald eagle) is the source of this 1500-nucleotide messenger RNA. It is a transcript of the gene NEK2, whose product is annotated as NIMA-related kinase 2. Gene Ontology annotation, biological process: protein phosphorylation. Gene Ontology annotation, molecular function: ATP binding; protein kinase activity. The transcript has 9 exons. NCBI's taxonomy places the organism in Eukaryota, Metazoa, Chordata, Aves, Accipitriformes, Accipitridae. The record is from RefSeq and is a predicted model, not a curated record. Bases 50 to 1384 code for a protein of 444 amino acids.